Molecule: messenger RNA, 1749 nt
Organism: Talaromyces amestolkiae
Lineage: Eukaryota; Fungi; Ascomycota; Eurotiomycetes; Eurotiales; Trichocomaceae
Exons: 1
Coding region: 1-1749 (582 amino acids)
Biological process (GO): DNA-templated transcription
Molecular function (GO): zinc ion binding; DNA binding
Source: RefSeq, a predicted model, not a curated record
AUGGAUACAUCGCCUGCAGCUGCGUUGAUAUAUCUAAAUCAGUCACGGCCGACGGCCAUAUUGUCUGCGGAUUUGACGAAUACGGACAGUACUGCCGGUGUUCAUAAUCUUGAUGCGCAGUCGCUGGUUAAUGUGUCGGUAGCUACCAGUAUCGGUCAUGCUACUCAUGCUACUGGAGCUACCGACGUAAUCGUAUCAUCUUCACCUCAGUCACUUCGUUCUUUACAAGAACAACGGGUCACACAGGACAGCGAUGGGGUGCUACGAGGUCCCGCGGAGGAGACGCUAGUCGAGCUUUACUACGAAAACUUCCAUCGCUCCCAUCCUAUAUUAUUUCCCAAAAGGGUCUAUGAUAGCGGUCGGCGAUAUCCAAGUUACUUGAAUGCCGUGGUUCAGUACAUCGGUAGCCAUUAUUCCGUCAUUUCCGCAGCACCGCUCAGAGAACUCGCUGCGACCGAGCUUGCUCGAACUAUUGGCAGUGAGAAUUCGCCACAAAUUGUUCAAGCUAGAUUGCUCUAUGCAAUUGUGUUACAUGGAAAUGGCGAGAUAAAAGAGGCUCGCACCCGGCUUCAUGAGGCUAUAGACAUGGCCCUUGCAAUGGGCAUGAAUAAAAAGGAAUUCUCUAACUUUUAUUCUAGACAAGGAAACGAUUUGGACGCAGAGAGCAUGAGACGAACCUGGUGGGAACUAUACGUUCUUGACGGUUACCUGACAGCUAUUGAUCCAAAAGGCCCAUCCAGCUUCCGCAUGAAUUCGAUUAGUAAUGAUGUUGAAAUGCCUUGCGAAGAAAGCAUAUAUGCAGAGGGUAGAGCGCCAAUGCCCCAUCCUUCAUCGCGCCAAGAACUUGAAGCACGUAUCUUUGGAGAGGUAGACUCAGAAGACACGACCGAUCUCUCUUCAUUCACAUAUCGUGUCGAUGCAAUUGAUCUUAUUGCUCGGGUUCUCGCUGUUAGAGACCCAAAUCGUGCACAUCGUGAUAAAGCGCAGGCAGUUGACAACACUCUCGCUAGCUGGGCGCACUAUCUGCCGUCCAACAAGACCGAUAUUGUUAAUGCAUACGGCGAGAUUGAUGAAAUGUUACUGCAGGCGCACAUGAUGGUACAAUUUGCCGCAAUAUUGCUUCACUUCCCACGCAGUAACUUGAUCCUUGACUUUUGUGCUGACCCUGAAGCAAAUGACACUUCUUGUGUUGACAACCUUCUCUGCGGUCCGAUCUCGCAUAAACUGCCGCCAUCAUCCACACGACAUAUUCAUGGCAUAAAGGCCACAGAGGCCUCUAAACGGCUCUCAAAUCUGUUUUCUAUAUGUACUUCGAUGCAAAAGCACAGUCCUCUCUUCAUGUUUGGUUUAUCCCUCUGCGGCGUUGUACAGUGCUCGACUUUCAUCGCUCAUGUCCGAUUCGACGGUGCCGGUAAAUGUCUGGAACAACAUCGCGACCGAGUCCGACUAUUGAACGGUCUCUUGAGGUCUGCUAGCGAGACUUGGCCUCUGUCAAAGGUUAUUCACCAGAAACUGCGAAGAGUUGCUGCAAUUCUGUUCCAGAUCAGAUCGGUCGCUACCUCGAUGUCUUCGGCACCACCGGUGACAGCUACCCAGCAAGAUGAGGACGGGGCAUCAUCCGCUGCAUAUAAUCCUGCUGUAGGGUUCGUGUCACAACCUAAUGAUUUUGCGUUUCAAUUGGAUAAUGCAUGGAUGUCGAUUGAUGGGCAGUUCGGUUCGCCGGAGUUAGCGCCCUGGGUAUGGGGAUAG